AUGGCACUGGCACUUCCUCCGUGCCCCGAAUGCAAAAGCACCGCAAGCCUCGUUGCGCUGGACACUGCCUAUUAUUGCCGUGCCUGUUCGAUUUCAAGGUGUCUCAGUUGUCACAACAUGUGGAAUGCAGACCACAGGUGUGCUACCUCAGUGGCCUUGUCCAAGUCCUGGGAAGGCUUCAAGGACUUGGCGGAAUUCGAGAUUCAGCUAAAGCCCAUGGGUUUCAAGAGAUGUCCGGCUUGCCAGUAUCCGUGCGAAAAGGAAGACCCUGCUUCUUGUGAUCAUAUCACAUGUGAGUGUGGCCACGAAUUCUGUUGGCUUUGUGGUGAAGAUCGAAGAGUGAUCUAUGCCCAUGACAACAGCUAUCACCACCCCAGCUGCAAGUUCUACAUACCAUGUGACGAGAAGCCCAAGCUGGAGAAGAAGUGCCCCAGAUGCAAAGAGACCGGAGUCCCGUGCAUGCGGCCCUCCGAGCGGGAAGCAGCAAAGAAAACCAAUCAGCAGAAAGAGGCUUUGGGCCUCUACGUCAAGAAUUGGAGAAAGACGGAUGAAAACGACGCCGCCUUAGUGUCCGAGAAGACAGAGGCUGUCCCGAGAUCAGCCAAUCCAUUUGGAAUGGAAGUGUUCUCUCAGAUGUUUUGCGGUGGCCCCCUUGCAUCCUGCUGCCGUGUUCUUGGAACUGAUUCGAUCAAGAGGUAA
This is a messenger RNA of Durusdinium trenchii, 699 nucleotides long. NCBI's taxonomy places the organism in Eukaryota, Dinophyceae, Suessiales, Symbiodiniaceae. The record is from the annotation of a GenBank genome assembly.